This is a messenger RNA of Pseudopipra pipra, 1541 nucleotides long. It is a transcript of the gene MAPK12, whose product is annotated as mitogen-activated protein kinase 12. Bases 19 to 1431 code for a protein of 470 amino acids. Gene Ontology annotation, molecular function: MAP kinase activity; ATP binding. The record is from RefSeq and is a predicted model, not a curated record. Gene Ontology annotation, cellular component: nucleus; cytoplasm. The transcript is spliced from 12 exons. Gene Ontology annotation, biological process: protein phosphorylation; MAPK cascade. NCBI's taxonomy places the organism in Eukaryota, Metazoa, Chordata, Aves, Passeriformes, Pipridae.
GGGAAAGAGACGGCCGGGAUGGGUUUGCUCCCUACUUCGAGGACUCGUGCAGCUAGCGAGAGCCUCAGCACCUGCCUCCCUGCCCGGGCAACCUCGGCCGCCGCCGGGACACCGAGCCGUCCGCUCUCAACCUCGGCAGAGCACAGCCCCAGGUGCCUGGGCUGGAGGGGAGGAAGGGCUCAGCCGGUCCCGGUCGCGGCGGGAGUGAUCCGAGGCGAGUGCGCGGGGCGGGGCGGUGCUGCUCGCCCAAGCCCAGCCCCUCUCCGCAGCCCGACUCGGUGGCGCUGGCCGCUCCCGCUCCCCCCGCCCGGGCUCUUUGUCGGCGGGUGCCGGUGGGGGCCCGCAGCGCCAUGUCCUCCCCCAAGAACGGCUUCUACCGGCAGGAGAUCACUAAGACCCUCUGGGAAGUGCGGGACCGCUACCGGGACCUGCAGCCGGUGGGGUCGGGCGCCUACGGAGCCGUCUGCCGUCGAUGGAAGAAGUGGUACCAAAGUGGCCAUUAAGAAAUUGUACCGCCCGUUUCAGUCUGAACUCUUUGCCAAGCGAGCUUACCGAGAACUGCGUCUCUUGAAACACAUGAAGCACGAAAACGUCAUUGGAAUAUUGGAUGUGUUCACACCAGAUGUAACACUGGAGAAAUUUAAUGACUUCUACCUCGUCAUGCCAUUUAUGGGAACAGACUUGAGUAAGAUAAUGAAGCAUGAGAAACUAACUGAAGACCGAAUCCAGUUCCUGGUAUAUCAGAUGUUGAAAGGCUUAAAGUAUAUUCACUCAUCAGGCAUAAUUCACAGGGAUCUAAAGCCUGGAAACUUGGCAGUAAAUGAAGACUGUGAAUUGAAGAUUCUGGAUUUUGGAUUGGCAAGGCAUACAGACAGUGAGAUGACUGGUUAUGUGGUUACAAGGUGGUACAGAGCUCCAGAGGUCAUACUUAACUGGAUGCAUUAUACUCAAACAGUUGACAUCUGGUCUGUGGGCUGUAUAAUGGCUGAGAUGAUAACAGGGAGGCCUCUGUUCAAAGGAAAUGAUCAUCUGGACCAACUCACAGAAAUAAUGAAAAUAACAGGUACACCAACUCAAGAUUUUGUUCAAAAAUUGCACAGUCAAGAUGCAAAAAACUACAUCAAAAGCCUCCCAAAAGUCCAGAAGAAAGAUUUUGCAUCCAUCUUGAAGUAUGCGAAUCCUUUGGCUGUAAACCUUUUGGAGAAGAUGCUGGUGCUGGAUGCAGAGAAGCGAAUCACAGCAGCUGAGGCUUUGAUGCAUCCUUAUUUUGAACCAAUUCAUGAUCCUGAAGAAGAAAUUGAAGCUGAGAAAUACGACGACACAUUUGAUAACAUGGAUCUUCCGCUAGAUGAGUGGAAGCGUAUUACACAUAAAGAGAUACUGAACUUCAAGCCACCACAGACAUCGGACUCAAAGGAGACAGCAGUGUAAUUGUAUGACUCAAUCUUUUCAAAGCUCUGAAGAAAGCGUGAAAGUUGUAAAUGUUUCUGACAUUUCAGGUGUAUAAAACUUUAUAAAUAAACUGUACGUAAUCUGUUUCA